This is a messenger RNA of Miscanthus lutarioriparius, 306 nucleotides long. Lineage: Eukaryota; Viridiplantae; Streptophyta; Magnoliopsida; Poales; Poaceae. The record is from the annotation of a GenBank genome assembly.
AUGGAGAAGGGAAAGGGCCUAGCUCGCCGCUGGGCGGUGGAGCUCCCCGACGCCUCCUCCUCCUCCCCCACCGUCCCCGACCCGCCCGGCUUCACCAGAUCCGCGCCCGACGCGGCAACCCCUACUCCUCCCCGUUCGUCCUUUUCGCUGGUUUGGCUCUGUAUCCCGCAAUUCACGUGCUUGCUCUGGCUCGCAGGACGACGCCGCGGGUGCGCGCCAGCGCAAGGACUCCGAGACUGCAUGGAAGGCGCAGAAAGCUUGGGAAGUCGCGCGGGCACCAACGGAAGACUGAAGAGAACACGAUGA